Lagopus muta (rock ptarmigan) is the source of this 1584-nucleotide messenger RNA. It is a transcript of the gene AVPR1B, whose product is annotated as arginine vasopressin receptor 1B. Gene Ontology annotation, cellular component: membrane. Lineage: Eukaryota; Metazoa; Chordata; Aves; Galliformes; Phasianidae. Gene Ontology annotation, biological process: regulation of systemic arterial blood pressure by vasopressin; positive regulation of vasoconstriction; G protein-coupled receptor signaling pathway. Bases 294 to 1571 code for a protein of 425 amino acids. The transcript is spliced from 2 exons. Gene Ontology annotation, molecular function: peptide binding; vasopressin receptor activity. The record is from RefSeq and is a predicted model, not a curated record.
UUCUUGGUGUCCUGCCUGCUCCUGGAGGGAAAAGGCCAAAGGGAUGCAGCCUCUGUUGCCGUCGCUGCACUAAAAGGAAGCAAAGAAGAGGAACUCUCUUUCAAUUGAGGGAUAGAGGUGGAUUGCAAGAUGAGCCGUGCAGGGAGAUUUAAGGAUUUAGGGGUGCUCAGUGCAGCCCAGAUCAAAGGCUGAGCCAGGAUUGCUGCACCCCUCCAGGAAACCAACGCCGAGUGGGUGCACAGGGACAGAGGUGACAACCGGCCACAGUGCUGGGGGACACACAGAGGAGUGGGAUGGAGCCGGGCUGGGACUGGAACAGCUCUCACAGCAGUCAGACCACGCACAACACAGAGCUGCAGAGCUUUCAACCCUCAUUGGGGACCCCCAACCGGACCCUGCUGCAGGGCCGGGAUGAACAACUGGCCAGGGCAGAGGUGGGGGUGCUGGCAGCCAUCCUGCUGGUGGCCACCGUGGGCAACCUGGCCGUGCUGCUGGCCGUGUGCCGCCCCGGGAGGAAACUGAGCCGCAUGCACCAAUUUGUGCUGCACCUGGCACUCAGCGACCUGGGCGUCGCGUUCUUCCAGGUGCUGCCUCAGAUGCUGUGGGAGGUGACGUACCGCUUUGUAGGGCCGGAUCUGCUCUGUAGGUUGGUGAAGUACCUGCAGGUGCUCAGCAUGUUCGCCUCCACCUACAUGCUGAUGGCCAUGACCCUGGAUCGCUACGUGGCCGUGUGCCACCCUCUGCGCGCCCUGCGCCAGCCCAGCCGCCAGCCCUGCGCCAUGGUUGGGGCUGUGUGGCUGCUCAGCUGCCUGCUCAGCACCCCACAACUCUUCAUCUUCUCCCUACGGGAGGUGAAGCCAGGCUCAGGGGUGCUGGAUUGUUGGGCUGACUUCGGGUACCCAUGGGGCGCCCGUGCCUACAUCACCUGGACCACGCUGUGCAUCUUCCUCCUGCCCGUCGGCAUCCUCACCGCCUGCUACGGCCUCAUCUGCCGUGAGAUCUGCAAGAACCUCAAAGGCAAAACACAGAGCUGCGUCCCCGUGGCAGGAGGGUUCCUUGCAGCCUCCCACAGUGCUCCGUACUGCAGUCAGAAGGGCACAAGGUGCCACUCCGGGCAGCCCUCGCGUGUCAGCAGUGUGCGCACCAUCUCCCGCGCCAAGAUCCGCACGGUGAAGAUGACAUUUGUCAUCGUGGUGGCCUACGUUGCCUGCUGGGCUCCCUUCUUCAGCAUGCAGAUGUGGUCGGUGUGGGACGAGGAUGCUCCUGAUGAUGACUCCGCCGACGCAGCCUUCACCAUCACCAUGCUGCUGGCCAGCCUCAGCAGCUGCUGCAACCCCUGCAUCUACAUGUUCUUCAGCGGGCGCCCGCUGCAGGAUGCAGCACGCUGUCUGGCCCUAUGGGGCUGCCCCAAAUCCGCACCACGCAGGCAGGGCUCGGCAGGCAGCCUGUGCAGCAGGAGGACCACCAUCCUCAGCCACGGCCUCAGUGCUGGCAUCCCCCUGCACAGGGGCAGUGGCACCAACCUCAGCCCCCUCGAGGAGGAAGCGGUGACCGAUUCGGGCACACUGUAGGCUGCGGUGCUGC